UCUCGAAUCUGCGUCGACGCACAGCACACAGUCUGGUCUCCCAGAAGUGGUGAUCGUGCCCAUUUCGCCGUGGUGCAUGCGCAGGGCUGUCUCCCCCGAAAUUGCGCAGGGGAUCUCACGGCCAAGCACGAAUCACAGCGCUCCAGGCCCUCAGCGCUGCCUCCCUUCUCACCCGCAAGACAACUCCUCCGCGUUCCCAGCUCGCUGGACUCGAAGGCAUCCUCAGCUACUGGACGCUGGGCACAGUGCGCUGCAGAGCCAUUCGGUCGCUAACAUUCACUUGGUCUCUUUCGUUCAGCAGUUUGCUUUUUCUAUUCUGCGCGACCAGCAGCUGCAGGGAAGUGGCUUUGGUUCACGGCCUCGUGCAUGCAGUCCCCCUCCGCACAUUCCUUACAAUCCUCCGCGCGCCUCCUUACUUCUUGAACCCGAAUUUCGUCCCGUUCUUCUUCGCAGCGGCUGCAGUGCUGGACCUCGAGCGUCUCUGCGCCCCCGUCGUGGUCGCCAGCUCGCCGUUGCUUCCCACGAUUAUCCCAGCCAAGCGCUGGAAGCACUUCGCAACGUCGUCAUCGCAACCGACCACCUGACUCGCCCACUGCUAAACAGCGCUCUUCGCCCUCGGACGCUGUGGUCGCCUCGCCAUAUAUCCUGACCGCCGCCGGCCGCCCGUUCUAUGGCCGCCUUUGCAUCGUCCCGUCAAACACCGCCAGUCCAGCAGUUGACGCCGCCCAGCAGCUCGCACGGCGCUGCAGCAUCUUGGGAGUUUGCCGUACCUCUGGACGGC
Molecule: messenger RNA, 781 nt
Organism: Didymella exigua CBS 183.55
Lineage: Eukaryota; Fungi; Ascomycota; Dothideomycetes; Pleosporales; Didymellaceae
Exons: 1
Coding region: 77-649 (190 amino acids)
Source: RefSeq, a predicted model, not a curated record